AUGUACUAUACCUCACAGGUCAAGCCCAACAUCUUGACCAAUAGUAACAUUUCCAGUCUUUGUGAUCAGAUCGACAAAAAGUUUAGGGUAGAACCUCAAGAGAUCCAAGACAAAGUUAUGUGCAUCCAUAACAAGCAACAUACCAGUAGGAAGACACCCCCUGCUGAGAGUGAUAAUGAAAUCAGUGCUGAUGUUGAUGCUGAGACACAUAGAAGUAAUAUACAGUGGUGUGCGCCAGCACUCAUGCAGAUUCUCACCCAUUUGUCACAAAAGACCGGUUGGUCCUUUUCAGUUCUGAUGGGUGGGCCAGAUCUGGCAGAUGCUGAGGAGCAGUGCAUGGUUGCAAGGAAGAAUAGAUGUGGACUUAAUUUUGCAGAGUCUUACCAUCACUUUGACUCCACUGUGGUGCAAGCAUAUGCAGAAUUCCUUGACUCCAAGCUUUAUGAUAAUGUACCUGUCAUUGCAGCCUCCUCCAUCAGCAAGAAAACAGGCCACAACAAGGGCAGCGAUGCAAACAAUGGUGCUGAUGUCAUGAAGGGUGACAAUGACAACAAGCCUGACAACCACAGGAACAUGGAUGAUGAAGAUGACACUGACAUUGGUGAGGGUCAGGAAGGUAAUGAUGCAGGCAUUGGCAAGGACAACGAAGGGGAUGAUGUGGGCAUUGGUGAUGACCAGGAAGGUGAUGAUUCAGGCAUUGAUGAUGACCAGGAGGUCAACAAUGCUGGGCAUUUGGACAAGUUGAGCAAUGCUUCCACUCUCAUAUUUAUAUUCUCAACACUUCAGUAUUUAAGUGUUGCAACUUCUCAUGAUGGUAUGUCUGUUGCAACAACUCCACCCCAACUCGUCACAGGUUCUGCUCUUGCAACAUCAUGUUAUCCUAUCGUCUCACCACUGUGCAUUCAGACCAUGCAUCCAAGUAUUGCAAGUCUGGCAAAAACUCCAGCAUAUGUUGCAACACCUUCACACAUUGCAAUGCCCAGUUCCAUCAUGGGACUUCCAAGUGUUGCAAUGCCUGAGUGCACUCUUGUCCCUUCAGUGAGUAUCCAGCCUUCUGGUAUUUCCAAUCAUCUUUUAUCUUCACAGGAUUUUGGCUCUUUUGGCACAGAACUGGAUAGCAUUCUCCAGGCCAACACAAUGUCAAUGUUUACACCACAGUGGAACUUUGAUGGCCUACCCCUCAUUAGCUCUAACCCUGCAACUGUCCAUGCUACAAACCAUUUGAUGUCUCUUACUGGUAGUACUACCAAUCCAUAUCUGGACUAUUUCACAAUGGCAGGGCAAUAUGAGCACUUGACACAAGACCUGCCUUUGUUACCUUCCACCCCAUCUGACAACAGCUCUCUGCCACCAGCCUCCAAGGUGCUUGGGGACCCUCUGCUAGGCUGUCCUAAAUGCAAACCAGUCCCAUCCUUGUGUGCCCAGCAUGACAACAUGAUAGGCGAUGCAGAUAAGGAGAACAGUUUGGUGGUGCAUAGGGUGAAGAAGAAGUGGUCUGAACUCAAGGAUGGUGCAGCAAGGAAGUCAAAGAAAAGGAAGACAGUUCCUUAA
This is a messenger RNA of Pisolithus orientalis, 1551 nucleotides long. RefSeq lists its product as uncharacterized. The transcript has 5 exons. NCBI's taxonomy places the organism in Eukaryota, Fungi, Basidiomycota, Agaricomycetes, Boletales, Pisolithaceae. The record is from RefSeq and is a predicted model, not a curated record. The coding region runs from base 1 to 1551 and encodes 516 amino acids.